Messenger RNA from Gigantopelta aegis, 1176 nucleotides. RefSeq names its product neuronal acetylcholine receptor subunit alpha-7-like. Gene Ontology annotation, biological process: signal transduction; nervous system process; regulation of membrane potential. The record is from RefSeq and is a predicted model, not a curated record. The coding region runs from base 1 to 1176 and encodes 391 amino acids. Gene Ontology annotation, cellular component: synapse; membrane; neuron projection. Lineage: Eukaryota; Metazoa; Mollusca; Gastropoda; Neomphalida; Peltospiridae. The transcript has a single exon. Gene Ontology annotation, molecular function: extracellular ligand-gated monoatomic ion channel activity; transmembrane signaling receptor activity; neurotransmitter receptor activity.
AUGUGUAACGUGACCAGUUACAGAUCAAACCACAACCGUUUGAAAGAGUACCUGAAGAACAAGCCGCUCAUAAUGGAUCCUCCGAUUUACGAAGUUGGAACUCGUUUAUCUAUUAGCCUUUUAUUUGGUCUUGUGGCUAUUCUGGAUAUUGAUGAAGUAAAGCAGGUUUACACAUUCAUAGCAUAUUUUGAAGCUUCGUGGAAAGAUCCUGAAGUGUCCUGGAAUGCGACAGAGUUCGGUAACAUCUCGGAGAUACAGCUGGAUCGCAAUUCAGUAUGGACACCAACUCUUUUUAUUGGUAAUGGCGUAGAUCGCCUUCGAGUUUUUGACGGAUUGUUUGAUUAUCGUGUAGAGUCACCGGGCUACAUUAUAGUAUCCACCACCGACAUCUUCAAAGUAACAUGUUCCAUAAACGCGUACAGAUACCCAUUUGACAGCCAAACAUGCGGACUACGAAUUGUAAUCCCAUUUCAGGAACCCUGGGAUUUUCAUGCAAUGUCUUUAGAUCUACCUCUACAGGAACUAUUUGCAACCGACAAUGAAUGGUACCUUCAUGGCAAGUCUGGAGUCGAGGCCAGAGUUUGGAACUCGAGUGGAAACGCCAGGGUGACAGGACCGUACACCUUCCAGGUUGCCGAUUUCAUGAUGACUCUGAAACGAAAGUAUGUUUUCUACAUCGUGACCACCAUAUUUCCACUGUUCCUGCUGUCGAUCCUGGCGAGUUUUGUCUUCCUGUUGCCGGCGUCUUCUGGAGACAAGAUGUCUUACCUCAUUUCCAUAUUCGUGUCCCACACCGUGUUUCUGAACUACGUGAACGAGUCGAUGCCCAGGACAUCCAACUCCUUGUCCUUGUUCGAGCUCUAUCUUUCGUUCGUCCUGUCCCACUGCUGUCUGGCUAUUCUCGCCACGUUACUGGUUCUACGCGCAUACACCAACUGGCAACAUCAUGACCAAUCUGGAAAUCGUGUAUCCUCUCUGUCUGAACUCACCAACAUUCUAAAACCAGAACUCUUUAAGGUUCACAACAGUUCCCUAAUGAAACCUUCGGUCAAGAAGGGGAAUACUAGCAAAGGACCGAGAAGGACACGUUGUUAUAUGACUCUUGGUGCCAUAUUUUUUGUGCUUUUCCUAACGUCUGCAGUCGUGUUUCCAGUAAUACUUGUGGUGUAUCUGUAA